AUCUCGUAGUGUACUCAAACACAAUCACUCCCUCAAGAAAAAUCUCUCUCUGAUCUCCUCUCUCUCUCUCUCUCACUCUCUCUCUCUCAAUGGCAUUGUCUUGCAGUGUUUCCUUGACAGCUGCUUCUGGCUGGCCAUUUCCUCAAAACCGAAAUUCAGAAAGAGUGAAGCCCAUCCUCAAAGAAUUUAAGCCUACCCUUCCGAGCACUAAAAAAUGGAGCGUUUCACAGAAACAGACAUUGGCUUUUGGUCCCACAAAACAGUACCCCAUAACUAUUAAUAAUGAUGAUUCUGACACUGGGUAUGCAGAAAAGUUGCAGACAUUCAAGCAUAUUUUGAGGAAAGAAGGAGAGGAGCCAAUUCAAGGCCUGGCCAUGAUUGAUGCUAUCCAACGCCUUAGCAUUGACUAUCAUUUCCAAGAGGAGAUUGAUUCGAUUCUAACAAGGCAAUCUAUGCUAUUAAGCACCAUUCAUAGUGAUAACAAUCUCUAUGAGGUUGCGCUUCGCUUUCGAUUGUUGAGACAACAAGGUUACCACGUAUCCGCAGGAGUAUUUGACACCUUCAAGGACAAUGAGGGAAGAUUCAAGCAACAACUAAGUAGUGACAUCAUGGGCCUAGUGAGUUUAUAUGAAGCUUCACAGCUAAGUAUAAGAGGUGAAGAUGUGCUGGAUGAAGCUGGAGAUUAUAGUUAUCAGCUUCUACAUUCAAGUUUGACACAUCUAGACUAUAAUCAAGCUAGAUUAGUUAGGAAUUCUUUGGACCAUCCACAUCACAAAAGCCUGGCGAGUUUCACGGCCAAAUACUAUUUUAAUGAUGACCCAAAUGGAUGGAUUAGUGAGCUACAAGAACUUGCAAAGACCGAGUUUCAGAGGGUCCAAUCCCAACAUCAACACGAAAUUGUUGAGAUCUUGAAAUGGUGGAAAGACCUCGGAUUGUCUACGGAAUUGAGAUUUGCUAGAGAUCAACCGCUUAAAUGGUAUAUGUGCUCAAUGUCAUGCCUCACGGAUCCAAGUCUUUCAGAACAAAGGAUUGAGCUCACUAAACCCGUCUCUAUGAUAUACAUAAUAGACGAUAUUUUCGAUGUUCAUGGCACUCUCGAUGAGCUCGUUUGCUUCACAGAAGUUAUCAACAGAUGGGACAUUGCUGCCGCUGAACAAUUACCGGACUACAUGAAGAUAUGUUUCAAGGCUCUGAACAAUAUUACAAACGAAAUCAGCUACAAGAUCUACAAGGAACACGGGUGGAACCCAGUUGACUCUCUCCGAAAAGCAUGGGCUAGUUUGUGCAGGGCGUUUCUUGUGGAAGCAAGAUGGUUUGCUUCUGGGAAGUUGCCGAGCGGUGAAGAGUACUUGAAGAAUGGGAUUGUUAGUUCUGGUGUACAUGUAGUUCGUCACAUCUUCUUUCUACUGGGCCAAAGUAUAAGCAAGGACAAUGUAGAACUUAUUAGCAAUUUUCCACCCAUCAUAUCAUCCACAGCCACAAUUCUGCGCCUGUGGGAUGACUUGGGAAGCGCCAAGGACGAGAAUCAAGAUGGCCAUGAUGGAUCAUACGUCGAAUGCUAUCUGAGAGAAAACGAAGGAUCAUCGUUCGAAGACGCACGAAAGCAGGUUCUGCACAUGAUUUCUGAUGCGUGGAAACAACUCAACCAGGAAUGCCUCUCUCCAAAUCCAUUUUCAUCAACUUUUUCUAAGGCUUCUCUAAAUAUUGCAAGAAUGGUCCCCUUGAUGUACGAUUAAGAUGACAACCAUCGCCUUCCGAGUCUUGAGGAGCAUAUGAAAUCUCUCCUCUAUGAAAAUGUGUCUCCGUGAAAAAAGAAAAAAAAAGCCCACGACUCCAUAUUAUAGUUCCAGAGGGACCAUGGACAUGGUUAGGCAGCCUGUGUGCUAGCUGCUUUCACUAAUAUGUACAGUACAAAAAAUAUAAAUAAAAAGUAACUUGCUUUUGCUGCCCUUUUCA
Populus trichocarpa (black cottonwood) is the source of this 1956-nucleotide messenger RNA. Its product is annotated as (3S,6E)-nerolidol synthase 1. NCBI's taxonomy places the organism in Eukaryota, Viridiplantae, Streptophyta, Magnoliopsida, Malpighiales, Salicaceae. The record is from RefSeq and is a predicted model, not a curated record. Gene Ontology annotation, biological process: diterpenoid biosynthetic process. Gene Ontology annotation, molecular function: magnesium ion binding; terpene synthase activity.